Ictalurus punctatus (channel catfish) is the source of this 4084-nucleotide messenger RNA. RefSeq names its product actin binding LIM protein 1b (gene ablim1b). Gene Ontology annotation, biological process: cytoskeleton organization; cilium assembly; lamellipodium assembly. The record is from RefSeq and is a predicted model, not a curated record. The transcript is spliced from 26 exons. Bases 383 to 2632 code for a protein of 749 amino acids. Gene Ontology annotation, cellular component: stress fiber; actin cytoskeleton. NCBI's taxonomy places the organism in Eukaryota, Metazoa, Chordata, Actinopteri, Siluriformes, Ictaluridae. Gene Ontology annotation, molecular function: actin filament binding.
AACCUGGUUAUUUCAGCACAGAGACGGCAGAGUCCUCAAACACACACACUCUCUCACGCACACACACACUGGCAGAAAAGGGGAAGGCUCAAGAAACAGAGACCAAAUGAGCAGUCACACAGUGCCGACUGGCUGCCUAGUUUGACAGGACUAGCACUCUCUCUCUCUCUCUCUCUCUCUCUCUCUCUCCCUCUCAGUUCCUCUGCCUUCCUUCAUUUCUUUUCUUAUAUUGGCUUUCUCUCUCUCUCUGUCUCUCACUCUCUGUCUUUCUCCUUUGGACUGAGAGCUAGAGAGUGCAGGAAGACCCAGCGAAGGCAGACAGCAGCAGCAGCAGCAGCAGCAGCAGAAGCGUCCCUCCUCUCUCAAGCCUCAGAAGGAGCCAAUGGUCAUGGUGAAGGAGAAAGUGGCCCAUCCUCAGGAAGCCCACCGGCCCCCGGAGAAACUGGUCAUCCAGUGUUACAAGUGCAGGGAGCCAUGUAAAGGGGAGGUGCUGCGCGUGCAGAGCAAGCAUUUCCACAUCAAGUGCUUCACCUGCAAAGUGUGUGGUUGUGACCUGGCACAAGGUGGUUUCUUCAUGAAGAAUGGCGAGUAUCUGUGCACACUGGACUACCAAAGGCUGCAUGGAACACGCUGCCAUGGCUGUGGGAACUUUGUUGAAGGAGAGGUGGUGACGGCCCUCGGGAAGACCUACCACCCCACCUGCUUCGUCUGCACCAUCUGCAAACGGCCAUUUCCUGCUGGAGACCGCGUCACAUUCAAUGGAAAGGACUGUCUCUGCCAGCACUGCAUCCAGCCAAUGUCUCCUCCUCCCAAAGACAUCAGUGCUUCCAGCAACUGUGCAGGCUGUGGCAGGGAUAUUAAAAAUGGACAGGCUCUGCUAGCUUUGGACAGACAGUGGCAUCUCGGCUGCUUCAAGUGCAAGGCCUGUGGCAAAGUUCUGAGUGGCGAAUAUAUCAGCAAGGAUGGUGCACCGUACUGUGAGAGAGACUACCAGAUCCACUUUGGUGUGCAGUGUGAAGCCUGUCAUCAGUAUAUAACGGGGAGGGUUCUGGAGGCAGGCGAUAAAUACUACCACCCCAGCUGUGCACGAUGCAGCCGGUGCAACCAGAUGUUCACGGAGGGGGAGGAGAUGUACCUGCAAGGCUCUACAGUGUGGCAUCCAGACUGUAAGAGCAACAUCAAAGUAGAAGAGAAGUACAGGCUUCUUCCUCCCUCUGUAACCUCACUGCACCAAUCAGAAAGGCAGCCCACAAGGUCUUCGUCGGAGAGUAUCUGUUCUCGGCCGGGUUCCAGCAUCCCCGGCUCUCCUGGUCACACCAUCUAUGCAAAAGUAGACAAUGAGAUCAUUGAUUACAAGGACCUAGCAGCCAUCCCCCGAGUCAAGGCCAUUUAUGACAUAGAACGUCCAGACAUGAUAUCCUACGAGUCUCUGCACUCCACCUCCUCUACCCUGGAGAGACAGGGCAGACACAGCCCUGGAGAGUGCCAGAGUACUACAGGUGACCAAUCCCCCAACAGAGGCCAUAUUAAAACCAUGCCGCAAGAUGCCUCCCCCAUGUCAGCUGAGACUUCACCAAGAACCCUGUCUCCCACCCCGUCUGCUGAGGGCUGUUAUGACAUUCGAGAACGCAUCAUGCAACGAUCCACCAGCCAGGGCUCCAUCAGCUCCCCGAUGUACAGCCGACACAACUACAUACCUACACUGUCUAAGACACCACAGCACUUCCACAGACCAGGCACUGAGCCAUCAAGUGGCCGGAGUUCUCCCUUGUCCUCUCGCUCGGCCACCCCGACCCUCUUUCUGACCCCUAAACAUUUCCACGUCCCAGACCAAGGCAUGAACAUGUACAGAAAGCCACCAAUCUACAAACAACAUGAUUCAGCUGCACUCGCAGCCCAAAGCAAGUUUGCUGGUGACAUCAUCAAAUCUUCCAAGUUCCCUGCUGCUCAAGCACCCCGACCGGAUGAAACAGCAAAGAUUGAGACUGACUACUGGCCCUGCCCUCCCUCCCUUGCAACCCUAGGUUCAGAUAUGAGGAGUCGCUCGCGAGAUGAAGAGGAGGAGGAACAAUUCAAACGAAGACAGCUCCAAGAAGAUCAUCUUAGCAAGAUCCAGUCUGGUCUUGGGAAGCUCAUUUUGAAGGAGGAGAUGGAGAAGGAAAUGAACAAAGAGAGAUAUGCUCGCAGUGUGGCAGCCCAGCGGUACGAGCCUCAGCACUCCAACUAUGCUGCAGAUCCCAACUCUCCCACGUCUAAAACCUCUUCACUGCCAGGAUAUGGACGCAACGGCCUUCUUCGGUCGACAGAAUUCUCUCAGUAUAACAGUUACGGGGAUGUGUGUGGAGGUCAGAGAGAUUUCAAGCUCGUCCAAGAUGGCCAGGUUCCCCUAACCAGAAUGGACAGGGGAAUGUCAAUGCCUAACAUGCUGGAACAUAAAGUGUAUCCCUAUGAAAUGCUCACUGUCACCAACAGAGGGCGUACUAAGCUCCCAAAGGACGUGGACAGGACGAGACUGGAGCGUCACCUGGCCCCUGAAGUAUUCUUUGGUGUCUUUGGAAUGGAGAUCCAAGAGUUUGACAAACUUCCUCUGUGGAAGCGCAAUGAUAUGAAGAAGAAGGCCAAGCUGUUCUAGCCAGGACAUGUGCAUGUUUUAAUUUAUCAGUCACUCCAAUAAUGUAUUAUAGCUGUAGUUUUCUGAUUUGCUUUUCCUUUAUUCACUUUUAUUUUUCCUUUUUUUGUUUGCUUCCAACAGUCUGAUACACGUGGACAUAAAUUAUAUACUUUUUUGAUUCAAAACAAAGACCACACCUUUUUUUUCCCAAGGCAGAGUUUUCAUUUGAGUAGGUUUAAAAUUAACUGCGAUCUAACCAUUCAGAAGUGAGCAGAGGAGUGAAGACUGGUUAUUAUCUCUCACAUUUAACUCACAUGAAACCUGACUUCUGAGCAAAGCUUUAUUCCCUUGCACUCCUUCCUGCCCUCUCAUAAAACAGGACUGUAAUCUUUUUGAGGGGAAAGUGGUAGGGGGCUGAAGGCUGUCUGCAGGGUUCUUCCUCUAAAUAGGCUAUUAAGGUGAUGGAAGUGGAGGUGCUCCAGUAGCCCCCUGCUGCUGUGGCCCUAACAAGGGCCUUGAUGUGUGUUAAUGGGGGGAAGUUAAAACUACUGUAUGUGACUGAAGAUGAGAGGCCUGGGCUCUACCUGUGGUGGGGAAGGCCUUAACAGACCAUCUGGGCUUCUGGAACAUAUUAGAUCCUGAGGUGACAGAAAGACGCAUCUGCUAUAACGCACCCCCCUGCCAUCUCCUCUCAGUCAUCAGCUAAUACUGAAAUGGCUUAACAUGAUUUCUCUAGAAUCCAAAUCCUACUGAGUUGAGGAUCCCUUUUAAGCCCCAUUACCUAUUUUUAAUUUAAAACAAACAGAAAUAUUUGACAGAUGAGGUGCUGGUGAAAUGUUAGGAAACGAAAGCCGACCUCCUUCUAACUCUUAAAAAGAGUUGUGUGUUUUUUCACCGCUAGAAGUCAGGCUUGUGUUAUUAGGGACAGUUGAGGACCCCCCCCCCCCCCCCCCCCCCUUAUUUUUCAGGCCCCUCCGUCAUUGGAAUCUGACAAUCCUCUUCUCUUGACCACUAUCUAAGCUGCAAUAUGUUUUAGCAACAUAUCACUUUGAAUAAAGUUGCAUUUGAAAAGUAACACCUUUGAUAUUACUGCAUUUUAUAGAGCUGAAGUAUUUCAAACUGCCACUGUGUUGCUGGGAGACUGAUGGAGCCGUAGCCAUAGCAUCUGUGUCACAAGUAGGUUGGAUAGCAGGGCCAUAUCUGUCAUUCCGUAUAAAGCUGCCAGACAGUGUUGUUCCCAUAUCACUGGAUGUGCUUGCAGUAGUGUUGUUGGCUGUUGGUGACCAUUAAUUCCCAGCAGUUUCCUGUGUUAUCCGUACGGUUAAGGACAGAGGACUAGGAAAUAGAAAAAAUACUGGGUUUAUAAGACACAACAAAAAUGUGAUGAGAGUAUGGUGAUGAAAUUCCGGUUUUGAUACCCAUCAUGACAAUGAUGUAAAAACUCAAAUGAGUAAUAAAUUUCUGCUUCAGAUA